Molecule: messenger RNA, 1352 nt
Organism: Nematolebias whitei (Rio pearlfish)
Lineage: Eukaryota; Metazoa; Chordata; Actinopteri; Cyprinodontiformes; Rivulidae
Product: monocarboxylate transporter 2
Exons: 4
Coding region: 1-1287 (428 amino acids)
Biological process (GO): transmembrane transport; monocarboxylic acid transport
Molecular function (GO): monocarboxylic acid transmembrane transporter activity
Source: RefSeq, a predicted model, not a curated record
AUGCGUGUCGCGGGCCCAGAGGAGAAGGGAACGUCGAGUAGGAUCCCCACUGGAGGGGGCUCUGGCCUGAAAAUGACACGGAGACCAGUGAGCAGUGUGUUGGUCAGUCGCUUUGGAAGUCGACCAGUAGUCAUGAUAGGAGGCCUGAUGUGUGGGGUUGCUAUGGUAACAGCAUCUUUUGGGAGCUCCAUCGUCUAUCUCUAUUUAAGCAUUGGCAUCAUUGGAGGUUGUGGACUCUGCUUGAACCUGAAUGCAUCUCUCACCAUCAUCAGUAAAUAUUUCCUCAGCAAGCGACCAUUAGCCAAUGGACUUGCGAUGGCUGGGAGUCCGGUGUUCCUCGGUGUUCUGGCCCCUGUCAACCAAUUUCUUUUGGGCCAAUUUGGCUGGAGAGGAAGUUUGCUAAUCCUUGGGGGUAUGAUGCUCAAUUGUUGCGUUGCUGGUGCCUUGAUGAGACCACUGACUUGUAAACCAUCCUCUGGUGCGCCAACAAAGAAUGGAGAUCAACUGGGUAAACACAACACAAAGAAAAAAGGAAGAUGUGCGAUAAAAUCUACGAAGUUUGUGGAUUUGACCUUCUUCAAAGAUAGGGGCUUUGUCAUUUACCUCAUAGGGAAUGUGCUGUACAUCUUCGGCGCCUAUGCACCCAUUGUGUUCCUGUCAGCUUAUGCAAUCAGCCAAGGCGUGGAGGAGUACGCUGCUGCUUAUCUGCUUUCUAUCAUGGGCUUUGUGGACAUGUUUAUUCGUCCUGGCACUGGUUUGUUAGCCAACAGCAAAUGGAUCAGGCCAAGAGUUCAGUAUCUCUUCAGCUUCGCCAUGAUUUUCAACGGUACAUGCCAUUUACUGUGUCCUCUGAUGACAAGCUAUCCUUUGAUGGUGACCUAUGCUGUACUCUUUGGUGUGGCUUUUGGAAUGGUUUUUGCCCUAAUAUUUGAAUGCCUCAUGGACCUGAUGGGAAAUCAACGCUUCCCCAGUGCUGUUGGACUGGUGACCAUCAUAGAGUGCUUCCCCAUGCUUUUGGGGCCACCUGCUGCAGGGUUUCUGGUGGACAUCUUCGGUGACUACAAGUACCUGUUCUUCAUGUGUGGAGGAGUGAUUAUUGCUGGCGGGGUGUUUCUCUUCGUCAUGAACAUGUACAACUACCACAUGCUAGAAAAAGAGAACAGCCUCGAGAACCAAGAGGAGGCGAACGACGCAGAGGAACAGACGGACCUGAACGAGCCGGAGGCGAUGGACAUGAACUCUGCCAGACAACAUCCAGAGCUGGAACACGACAGAGAAACAAAUUAAUCAGAGCUACAGACUGAUUUUAAAAUGACUUGUUAAAAAACUUGCCCUCUGCCAUUAAAGUCUUA